Messenger RNA from Diorhabda carinulata, 7591 nucleotides. RefSeq names its product centrosomin (gene cnn). Gene Ontology annotation, molecular function: calmodulin binding; gamma-tubulin binding; microtubule binding. The transcript is spliced from 19 exons. Gene Ontology annotation, biological process: negative regulation of centriole replication; positive regulation of microtubule polymerization; centriole replication. The record is from RefSeq and is a predicted model, not a curated record. Lineage: Eukaryota; Metazoa; Arthropoda; Insecta; Coleoptera; Chrysomelidae. Gene Ontology annotation, cellular component: microtubule organizing center; pericentriolar material; perinuclear region of cytoplasm. Bases 260 to 4732 code for a protein of 1490 amino acids.
AGCUGUUUAUUUCCGAAUCAAAAUAUACAGCAAGCUCACGUCAUUUAUAUGUCGCUGCUCAGUCUAGAGUCGAUCGUUGAAGUGGGAAGUGCGCUCUGUGGAUCUUUACAUUUCGCGGAUAUUUCGUUAAAAAUGGUUUAUAUAGUUUGUUUUGGUAAUUUUUUUUUGUGACAAUGAGGUAGCGAUUUUGUGAUAUAUAUGUGUUAGAAAUAUACUAUUAGAAACGCUGGAGUGGUUAUUCGUUUUAUUAAUUGUCGCAAUGUCUUUUUUUAAUUUUGGGGAUUUUUCGGGUACUCCUCAAAGACCUUCGAGUGCUGUGAGUCCUCCCGCCAUACCUUUUUGUACUAGUCCAAGUCAACUUCAAGAAGUUACUCUGGAACACGAUGGAACGUUUUCAAAUACGAUGGGUCUUCGGUCUCCCAGCGGACCUAUGCGUGGACGAUCUGUCAAAGAAUUUGAAGAACAACUUACCAACCUCAAAAAAGAAAAUUUUAAUCUUAAACUUAGAAUAUAUUUUUUAGAAGAAAAGAUGGGCAGCAAUUUUACUUUAGAUAAGGAUAAUAUUGUUAAGAAACAUAUAGAAUUACAAGUUGACUAUGCGAAUUUAAAAAAAGAAAUGGAGGAAAAACAGGAUCUGCUGUGCCAAGCUGUUAAAGCGAUGGAACUACAAGACGAAGAACACAAAAAAUAUGCAGCGGAGAAGGAAUACCAGUUGAACAUGUAUAAACAAGAACAAGAAGACCUCAGAGUACAGUUGCAGGAUAUUAAAAAUGAUUCGGAAGCAACUUCAUAUAGAACCGAUACGACUGGAUUUUGCAGUAGUAAAGCUACGCAUAGUACAACAAAUGAACUACAACAGCGAAUUAAAAUUUUGGAAAAUGAGAUUCAUUUAGAGAAAGAAAACAACGCCUCGCUACAAUUCGUCAUUGGACAAACCGAAACGUUAAAAAUCCGUUGUGAAAAUAUGCAGAAAGAGAUGCAUGCUAAAGAAGACAUAAUCAAAAACCUCCAAAACGAAAAUGAGACUUUGAGCACUAGAAUUACGGCUAAUACAAUGCAAAUGAAAGACCUCCAAGAUAAAUUAGAUGUUAUGUAUAAAGAGAACCAAACUCUCCUCAAAAAGAUGCUAACCGACAAUAAGAAGUUUGAGGAAUUGGCAGAACAAUAUGCCGAACUUAAAAAAAAAUACAGUGGUGUGAAGGCAGACCUGGAAAGAGAACACAAAAAAACCGAAAGAGUCAAGUCAGCCAACGAUACAAAAGUGUCUGAACUAGAAGAAGAAAAUGAAAAAUUGAAAUUAAAAUACCGAGAACUCCAAUCUAAAUUUGAUGCAGCUGUGACUGAAAUAAGGAAAAACCAAAAUCUAGCGGUGUCUAAGAGUCCGAUGCUGAAAUCUAACAAAUCAAAUACUGACUGUCGUUCUGUUUCAGUUCAGGACCCAACAACACCUACAGGAAUUGCGGAAAAGAACGCAUUACAUGUACAGAUAGCUUCUUCUUCCGAAAGUACAAUAUCUUCAACUUCUUCUACGUCUUUAACGUCUCCGUCUACUAAGCCAGAAAAAUAUAAUGUCGACUUUGAGGAGUUGUUGAAGAGUUCUAGAAAAGAAAAAAUUAUUAGUCUAUUCACGUCUCUUAGACAGGAUUACGAAACCCAAAGGCAGAAACUAUUCAAAUUGAAAACGGAGCAAUUCAAGGCAUGUGAGAUAAUAAAAAACAUGAUCGAAUCCAGGAAUAAGGCCAACGAUGAAAUAACCCUUUAUCAAAUGCAGAUAAAAAAUCUCGAAAAAGAAUUGGAGUCGGUGGUGUCUAAGCCUACUAGUGAUGGUGACGUUGCUCCCUUAAGAGAAAGGGCUGUUAGGACCAAUAAUGAGAAAUCGAUGGAGGAGAUGCAAGCGGAAGGUAUGGACAUGGCAGAGCAGUACAAAGUUCUUAGUGUUGAGUUGGAGGCCAAAAUACAGAUACUGGAGGCAACUUUAAAAGAAAAAGACAACCAGAUUCAAAAGAUUCGCGAACAAUACGACAAUCUAUUAACAAGUUUGGAAUAUAAAGACAACAAAAUAACAGAGUUGGAAUUUGAGGUAUUAUCUGGAAAUCCAGACGCUAAAGAAAAAGAAAAGGAAAUAGAACGACUCAACUCCUUUUUACAAGAAAUCGUUAAUAAAGAAUUGUGGGAGAAAAACAAAGAAAUUGAAAAGUUACAUAGCAAACUGAUGAAUUCACCGGAAAUUUUAAAAUUGAAGAAAGACCUCACAGGAAAAGAUCAACAACUUAAAGUUUUGAAGCAAACUAUUUCUGAGCUUGGUUUAGAUCUGAAUGUUGGUUACGAUGCAGAGAUGAAAGACUUUUCUUCGUCUCCAACAAAAAUCAAUAACAUCAGAACCCUUCAAGAUGAAUUGAAAGCUUGCAAAGAAGAACGAGACUUCUUGAAACUCAAAAUCAAAGAAGUAGAAGCCGUCAACUACCCUGAAAUUAUUGAAAAACUGAAAAGUCAAGUGGAAUCUCUAAAAAUUGAUUUAGAAAAAUCCGAAAAACUCAAACGUGAAUCUAACAAAGUUUGUACUUUGCUCAAUUGUCGAUUGGAAGAGUUAACAAUAUUUUUAGAUUCUUUGUUAAAACAAAAAUCAAUUUUGGGUUAUAUUGGAAUGCAUAAAGAGAGAAAAUUGAGAGAAAUCAUUAAUAGUAGCUUAGAUUUAUCAAAAUCUUUUAAUAUGAGUUUGGGCUUUAAUCCUGACCAAAGCUUGGCACAACUCUCAAACAUUACAUCAAUUUUAAAUGGUUCAGCAUUUAAAGAUUUGUCUCUGGACUCACGAGAAGUCGAAGAAAGUCCCGAAAUUUUGAGUAUAGUUCCUAGUGAUAUUACCCUGACAUACCAAAGCCAUUUAUACAAACAAAACAAAAAAUCCGAACCGAAUUGCGAUGAAGUCAUCACGGCGUUAAGAGAACAAAUUGUUAAUUUGAAAUCGGAACUUCAGCUGAGAGAUAACGAGUUAAAUAAAUUGAAUACCAUUACCAAAAUAUCUGAUACAGAUGAGGAACAAAGAAACAAUAACUUGAGUGGAUACGCUAGGGAACUAUCCAAGUAUGUAACUCCUACAAAAAGUAAUACCACUUCAACAACUUUGAAAUACCAAAGUGACUGCCAUUCAGAAUCAGAAGGGUGGUCAGAACCAGAUAGAGCAGUGUCCAGAGCUAGAAUAGGCCUUAAUCAAACACUUACUAAUUCCAUAACAUCUAAAGAAGAAAGGUUUAGCGAAAGUACUGAAGAUGAAGCUACCUGCAAUGUAACACCGAAGAUUAAAACGAUGUAUGAUAAACAACAGAUUAUUGAACUUCAUCAACAAAUGAAUGAAUUACAAAUGGAAUGUGAACAAAAAACUCAACAACUGAGAUCAACUGUAGCCAAGGAAUUGUACGAACAAGUAAAAACUAACUUGUUGCAAACAGAAGAGAAACUUCUCAAUGUCGAAACUUUGAAAUCAGAAGCGGAAAAUCAAGUUGUUGCUCUUAAAAUUCAACUGGAAGAUUUGAUGAAAACCAAGGAAGAGUUAAUGCGUAGUAUUGUGAAUAAAGAUAAAGAAGUACAAAAUUUGAUAAACUCUCUAGAAGUUGAGAACACUGAGAAGUUGAAUUUGACUGAAGAACUUAACAGGGUUAUCCAAAAAGCAAAAGAGGAUUUGGUGAACUAUGAAAACAAAGAAAAGGAUUUCAAAGAACUUGAAACACGAAUGAAGAAGGUUGUUGAAGAAUUUGCAGUAGAUAUAGAAGCUGAACAUAUUAGAAAAUUAGAGGAAAUUGAGCAGAAAGUGACUGACAAAAUUGAACUUAUCAAAGAAGAAUAUUCCAACAAUUAUGUACAGAGGAUGAAAGAGAUUGAAGAGAACUAUUCCAAAAACUUCAUUAGAAAAUCUGAAGCGGAACAAAAAUUACUUGAAGUUGAUAGACUUAUAAGUGAGUUGGAUGAACUGAAGGAAAUGGUCGAUUCCUAUGAGCGCACAUUAAAAAUGUACCAAAGUAAAGAACAAGAAAUUAGUAAUAAGGUGGCAGAAGAACAAGAAAAGAUUUCUAAUCUAAGAAAGGAAUUAGAUGCUACAACUUUACAAUAUUCAGAAUCUGUAUUGGAGAAAACCAAAUUGGCGAACGAAAAGACUCGAUUGGAGCAAGAACUUGAAAGGUAUAACUUAAGAGAUUCUGAACUUAAACAACAACUAGCGGAAAUCCGAGCUGAAUGCGAUACCGUAUCCCAAAACUACCAGUUACAAAUUUCUACAUUGCAAAAACAGAAGUCGGAGCUUCAAGUGAAAAUCAGUGUGUUGGAAUCAAACAAUGCUGAAUUACACAACAGGUUCGUUAGAGCACAGGCUCAUCGCGUCGAACUUUCAUCUACAAUGCCAAAUUUGAGUACCACAAACCACAAUAUUGGCUUCCAAAGACAGUUUUCUCAGCCUAGUUACAGUUCAGAGGAUAACUUAGAAGAAUGUAGCAGGUACAAUCUAAAUACCUCGUUAGCAAGAAAUAGACAACAUCCAGACGUUGAUAGACAAGAAGCUAACGCAUCUCCUGAUUUGGGGAUCGAAAGUGACCAAGGACGAUUUUCAAGUUUGGAAAUGCAUCACAAUAAUACUAAUAUUGUUAGACCUUUAUUACAGACUAUAGAGUUGACUGAAUCUAUGAACAAUUUACUUGAUGGAGAUGGGGAUACCAACGAGAAGAUUGAUAGUGCGAGAACCUGAUAACAUACUAUUGUUAUCUGUGAUUGAGAAGUUGAAAUUUGGAAACAUUUAUAUAAAUUGGAGAUCUAUGAAUUCUGAUCAAUUAAAAAUUAAACGGUACACUUAAAUUGUAACUAAUAACGCUUUAUCAGCUUGUCAACUGCGACCAAGCAAGCUGUAAAUAAUUGCUAUGUAUUUUUUAAUCUUAUCAGAAAGUAUGUAUCGUUAAAACUGAUUAAUUAGUUAACUGAACUUUCACGUUUCAUAGAUGUUUCAAAGAAUUACACUUUAGUCAUUAUUUAUAAACAUUUUGAUAAAAAACUACCCCCUUCAUAAAUAACUUCGAUUAUGGUAUAUCCAAAAUCUCAUAUAAAAUAAUAAAUUUAGAUCAAGAGGACUUUCAUAAAUAGUCCGGUCAAUUUAGACAUAAAAAUAAUGGUCAAAAAUUCCCGGAAAUCCAAAUAUUGGUGGAGAGCUGGGGUUUACCAUUAUAAAUUUAAGUUUGAAAAACCCCCAUCGAUCCUAUGUGUGCUACAAAAUUUAUUCGGGGUCAAAGGUCAAAAUUUUAGUUUGAACUUCUCAACAUUAUUUUUUGCAAUUGCAAAAAAAGAUCAAUGAUAUACAUUUGCACAAUUUAUGAACAUCCAGUAAGAGAAAGAAGAAGAAAUCGAAGAAGAUAUGACUGUUGAAGUAGACUUUCAAGAAUAUGAAUCUAUUAAAAUAUCUAAAGAAAUCAAAACAAUAAUCGAUAGCAAUAUCAAUAAUAAGGUAAUAUCUAGAACUUGACGUGUAUUGUUACCUUAAAUUAUCCUAAAAUUGUCAUGACAGUUAGUGGAGUAGGCCUACAGGGGAUACCACGGUAAAAAAACGCUCCGAGUACAGUACCUCACUGGUGACAUGGAAAUUUGUGCAUAUCAUGUGUAAUGUGACUCUUACAAUCGCGAUAUCUCAGGAAUGGUAACUCUUGAAAACCAGUUUUUUUUUGAUAAAACUUACCGUUUUCAAGAAAAAUAAAAGAAACCUCAAAUUUUGGCCUUUACCCCGAAUAACUUUUGUAGCAUACACAGGAUCGAUGGGGAUUUUUACAACUUUAUUUGUAAUGGUAAACCCCAGCUCUCUAAUAUUUGCCUUUCUGAGAAUUUUUGUUAUUAUUAAUGUCUACAUUGACCAGACUAAAAACUACUAAGCUGACUAACAUGAUGCCCAGUAGUUAGGAAGAAUUUGUUUUUCCCUUUUUACUAUCUGAUCUAAUGUUGCAUUUAUUGAUUUGAAUUUGAAGGCUUAGUCAAACCUUUAAGGUCGAGAGGUGUAACCUAAUGUCUCUGGAUGGAGUCCCCAGGGAGUAUUAUUAUACCUCAGUUAAAGUAUAUAGAAUUUAUACUAGGAUGAGGUGAAUGAUAAAUAUUUAUUUGGGCACCAUUACAAUAAAACAGUUGUAAAGCUGGAAACAAUUGAGACUCAAUAUUGAUCAUUUAAAAUUAUUUACUACCAUGAUCUUCCAAAUUAAUUAGAUGCCAGAGUCAUGUCAGAGAUGGUCUUGCGUUAGUUAACUGCGAUUUAACCGUGACUUAGCAACUGCUAAGCAGUGAAUAUAAAUAACUAUCACUAUAGUGAAUUUCAACAUAUAAAAUUAUAUGGAUAUCUCUUUGGAGGUACUAGAUUUCGUUAUUUCUAGGCUAAAACUGAAGUGAGGAAUUGACAAAUAAUUUUUUAUCUUUGCUAGUAACUAUACGAGAGAAUUGACCACCAAGCAACAACAAUUCAUAAAAUAUUACAGGCCAAUUGGUGUAUUAAAACUGAAUUUUAAUUUAUUUUAUUUUUAUUAAUAGUUGCAAUUAUUCAUAUGAGAUGUGAGAGCCAAAUAUCCAUCAACUAGUUAGGGUUUAUAAAUGCUUAUUAUACGAGGGAUGCAUUAUUCUCAAUACAGCUCCUGAUACAAAGAUACAGUAUACAUGUUUAAUAGACUAUGAAAGGGCAUUUGAUCAAAUAAAGCAUCGAAAAAUGAUGAGAUACUUGAAGGAAUGUGAAUUAACUGAGUACCCGAAAAUAAUUGGAACCCUUUACUGGAACCAAUCUACAUACCUUACAAUCGAAUAAGAUAAUAUAUAAAAAGUGAAAAUAAUGAGAGUAAACAGCCAAGGCUGCAUAUUAUCUAUAGCUAUAUCUAUAUUUAUCAAUCAAGUACCAAUAGAAAGAUUCAGGAUUGGACUAAAAACCAGGAAAUAAAGGCACAAAUCAAGAAGGCAAGAUCCACCUUUAAUCAGAUGAGUGCCUUCUUCAAGAGUCACAAUAUCUUUCUUGAAAUAAAAAUGCUAGUUGGUACGUUUUCUCUGUUUUAUGGGGUUCAGUCCUGGACCUUCGAAUAUAUGAGCAAAAGAUUAGAAGCAUGUGGCUUUAUAGAUGAAUAUUAUUUAAGACCACCCAGAUAAUAAAUGAAUAGAUCCUCAGAAAAAUACAAAAGAACGAAAAAUAUUGAUAACCAUAAAAACUCACAAACUACAGUAAUUCGGCCACAUAAUGCGAAACAAGUCCAGAUAUGCAAUGUUCCAAAUCAUUCUGCAAUACAAAAUAUUUGAAAAAAGAGGUCCAGGAAGAAGUCCAAGAAAAAGUUAUCAAAACCUUGAAUCUAUAAAAUUGUUAGUACAAUGUACUUUAAAUGUAAAUAUGACAUAGCUAUAAUAGAUCAUUAAUGCCAUGCUUUAAGCAUAGUUUAAAUCACCUCUCUUAAUUUCAUUUGGCAGACCGAAGCACUAACUAUAAUUUGAUUAAAGAUUUUCAGAAAAACAUUUUUGUUAUUUACUUUUUAUUUUACAACUGUAUGUGCUUUUAUUAAAAUUGUCCGUUUUGAAAUUUUCUCUUCCUCAGAGUAGUAUUGCAGUC